Spodoptera litura is the source of this 1190-nucleotide messenger RNA. The record is from RefSeq and is a predicted model, not a curated record. NCBI's taxonomy places the organism in Eukaryota, Metazoa, Arthropoda, Insecta, Lepidoptera, Noctuidae.
CUAACAAAUAAACAAUCAUUCAACUGAUGGACUGACUCAACUCAAAAUAAAAUUGUGGAAAUUGUCAAAGAAAGUUGUCUUUUGUCUUGCGUAGACGCAUUUAUUUAAUUUUAAAGAUUGCAUUCGUAAUUCUUUAUACUUUUAUACACUGUAAUUAUAUAACAAUGGCAUAUUACACAGAUAUCAUAAUAGACAAAAAUGGUGAAACGCAAUGUGAAUUGUGUAAAAUAUACAUCCCUGAUAGUGAUAUUUCGAUUGAGGCUCAUUUAAUCGAUACGGAACAUGCAAAUAAGUAUAUGGAAAGACUUAUGAUACAGAACAACAUCGAAGUUAAUAACAGAGAAUUAAAUUGUGGUUUGUGCAAUAGUGUGAUUCAUGUAUCUGAUGUAUUAGAGCACUUGAACAGUCCACAACAUAACGAAAGAAAGAAUCAGGUGAAAAAAUUGGUUGAGAAAGAUGGAGGGCUGCUUGUUUUGCCGGAAAAUAUAUCAAACAUUGGCUCUGCAGUUGACUGUUUGGCUUGUGACCGAUGUGUGGAGUUCAGUCCUGAGGCAAUAAAAUCUCACAUUGAAUCCCCAAAACACAGAAGAGCUCGAGCAAUAGCCGUUCAGCCAUUAAAUGCAAUAUUUUCAGUUGAAAAUAGUGACAAUGACCUCUGGUGUAAAAUAUGCCAAGUUUACUUUGAAAAUUAUAUUGAAGUAAUAUUUGAACAUGUGGAUGAGGACCCGGGGCAUGUGAAAAAUCUUAGGGAUAUUUACAGAUUAAUUAAAGAUCAAAAUAUUAAUAUUGAAAAAUAUUUGCAUGACCCUAAAGAAGACAAAGCUAUAUGUAAGCAAUGUGGAAUUGAAGUACCGUGUAACACUGAUAACUUAGAGAGACACAUCCGGGGUAAACAACACAACAAGAGUGGUUCUAAUUAUAAGGCUUAAUGUUAUUGUGACAACUCAAUUACAUUGUACUGUGCUUCAAACCUAUUUUAUGUACUCAUGUAUAGAUAAUGAAUUUGAAAAUAUAAUAGCAAGUUGCUACUAGCAAACUACCGAAACUGCAACUGCACAAAUGAAGGAGGAAAUUUCUCCUUCAUUAUGCAGUUAUUACCAGCGAUUGGACGUUGAAUGUUGAACAUUAUUAUUAUUAUCUAUUUAUCUACUUAUUUUAUUUCUUGUGAAUAGAAAUAAAUAUUAUGAAUU